Molecule: messenger RNA, 2529 nt
Organism: Aspergillus steynii IBT 23096
Lineage: Eukaryota; Fungi; Ascomycota; Eurotiomycetes; Eurotiales; Aspergillaceae
Product: beta-glucosidase H
Exons: 4
Coding region: 1-2529 (842 amino acids)
Biological process (GO): glucan catabolic process
Molecular function (GO): beta-glucosidase activity
Source: RefSeq, a predicted model, not a curated record
AUGACGUCCAACAUUGACCCGGCCUUCCAGCAUAUCGCCAGCGCCGAUCUGGACGCGCUGUUGAAGCAGCUCACAAUCGACGAAAAGAUCGCCCUGUUGUCCGGCGAUGACUUCUGGCACACCGUCGCGAUCCCGCGACUGAAUAUCCCUGCGAUCCGACUCUCCGACGGCCCCAAUGGCAUUCGGGGCACGAAGUUCUUCGGCAGUGUUCCGUCGGGUUGUUUUCCCUGCGGCACCGCUAUUGGCGCCACCUUCGACCAAGACCUGGCGCUAAAGGUCGGUCAUCUUUUAGCGGAUGAGGCCAAGGCCAAAGGCGCCCAUGUCGUCUUGGGCCCAACUAUCAACAUCGCUCGGGGUCCUCUGGGAGGAAGAGGGUUCGAAUCGUACUCCGAGGACCCCGUUCUGUCGGGAGUCCUGGCUGGCCAGUACUGCUCUGGCCUGCAGGAGAAAGGCAUCGCGGCAACCUUGAAACACUUUGUCUGCAAUGACAUGGAGCACCAGCGUAUGGCAUACAAUUCGAUUUUGACCGAUCGCGCCCUGAGGGAGAUUUACCUUCUGCCGUUUAUGAUCGCGAUUGCGCAGGGCAAACCCGAUGCUAUCAUGACGGCGUACAACAAGGUCAAUGGCACGCACGCAGCGGAAAACCCAACGAUUCUGCGGGAUAUUCUUCGCGGAGAAUGGGGAUGGGAGGGACUUGUGAUGAGCGACUGGUUUGGUACGUACAGCACCUCGGAAGCCGUUCUAGCGGGACUCGAUCUCGAAAUGCCCGGCCCGACUCGCUGGCGUGGUGGCGCAUUGGCGCACGCGGUCACCGCCAACAAGGUCCCAAUGGCCGAUCUCAAUGCCCGAGUUCGUGCCGUUCUGCAGUUGGUCCAGAAGGCCAGUCGCUCGGGUGUCCCACAGCAUGCGCCGGAGGGGCAGCUCAAUCGCGCGGAGGAUCGGCGCCUACUGAGGCAGAUCGCUGCCGAGGCGAUUGUCUUGCUGAAGAACGAGGACAAUAUACUCCCCUUGAACAAGACGAAGCGGGUGGCUGUCAUCGGUCCUAAUGCAAAGGUUGCAUCAUACUGCGGAGGUGGCAGCGCCUCCUUGAACCCCUAUCAGGCGGUUACCCCAUUCGAUGGUCUUUCCGCCUCUGCCCCCGGCAACGUGGAGUUCGCCCAGGGCGUUUAUGGCCAUCAGAACCUGCCUCUCCUUGGAAAGCUUAUGCACACCAAGGAUGGCCAGACUGGCUUUACAUUGAGAGCUUACAAUGAGCCCCCAACCGUUUCCAAUCGGCGCAUCGUGGAAGAGCGAGUUGAGACAGACUCCAACUUGUUCCUUAUUGAUUACAGCCAUCCGGAGCUCGAGAGCGUCUGGUACGCUGAUGCUGAGGGGUAUCUCACUCCCUCGGAGAGUGGUGUCUAUGAUAUCGGUCUUACUGUGCAUGGAACAGGAAAGCUGUAUGUGGAUGGAGAACUCCUGAUCAACAAUGCGGACGUACAGAGACCUGGCACAAGCUUCCUCGGAAAUGGCACCUUAGAAGAGAUUGCCUCUUUGCAACUUGAGGCUGGCAAAGCCUAUCAUAUUCACAUCCAGUGGGGAUGCGCCAAAACAAGCACCUUCAAAAUUCCGGGUGUGGUCGACUUCGGCCACGGUGGAUUCCGCUUCGGUGCCUGCAAGCAACUUCCCCCUGCAGAUGGAAUUGCUCAGGCCGUCCAGCUCGCAGCAAAUGUCGACCAAGUCGUUUUGGUUGCCGGGCUUAGUGCGGAAUGGGAGUCUGAGGGAGAAGACCGUCCGAACAUGGCCUUGCCUCCAUACAAUGAUGAGCUGAUCUCUCGUGUGCUUGAGGCGAACCCUAACACUGUGGUCGUCAUUCAGAGUGGCACGCCUGUUGAGAUGCCCUGGAUCCACAAAGCAAAGGCGGUGCUCCAUGCAUGGUAUGGGGGCAAUGAGACAGGCCACGGUCUGGCAGAUGUGGUUUUCGGCGAUGUCAACCCGUCUGGCAAGCUUCCUCUCACUUUCCCGCAGAAGCUUAAGGACAACCCUACCUAUUUCAACUUCCGCUCUGAAGGCGGUCGAGUGCUUUAUGGAGAGGACGUGUAUGUGGGAUAUCGGUACUAUGAUACCCUAGAGGUUGAGCCUUUGUUCCCCUUUGGUCACGGUCUUUCCUACACCACGUUUGAACUGUCAAACCUGCAACUGAAGAAGGAUUCUGACAGAGACCUAACUGUGGGAUGCACGUUAGCAAACACGGGCUCCCGGUCGGGAGCUGAAGUUAUCCAGGUUUAUGUCGCGCCUGUAUCACCUCCACUGAAGAGACCACAGAAAGAGCUGAAGGCUUUCAGUAAGCUGACAUUGAACGCUGGAGAGUCGCGACCGGUGGAAAUACCCCUAGACCUAGUCCGAGCAACCAGCUACUGGGAUGAAUACACCAACAGCUGGUGCAGCCACAGCGGCACCUAUAACAUCAUGGCUGGAACGAGUAGCCGCGGUAUCUUCCUCGAAGCUUCGGUGGAGCUGAGCGAGACGACCUUCUGGCAAGGUCUUUGA